AUGGCCGAUCACGUGUGCUACGUCGUGCCUCCCCACCUGCUCAAGGCCAUCGCCGACGCCGAGUGCAAUAGCGAGCACACGCGUCAUGCCGCAAGACAGGCUUUGAGCCUUCGCGAGCAGUUCACCACCCGCCGUGCCGAGCGCCUCGCCAUCCUCGGUGGUCCCCGUGCCCAGCGUCACCAGCUCUCCUCCCGCUCCCGCCCUUCCAUCGUCCCCGAUAUCUUGCUCCAGCACAUCGCCGAUUCAACGGAUGUCGAUGAUGACACCAGAGCCUGCGCCAAGAGGGAUCUUGACCACAUAAGAGGUGUUCAGCAAAAGGUCCAGCAGGUUCAGCAGGGCGAAGUUGAGGGUCUACAAGAUCAGGUCACCCUCGCCGCCACUACCGGCAAGAAGGACCCCAAGGAUGACAAGUUUUAUCGGGCCAUUUAUAACGCCAAGAACACCGAGGACGAGAGCAAAUUGCCUGGUGACGUGGUUCGUGUAGAGGGCCAGAAAGCCGUCGACGACAAGGCGGUCAAUGAUGCGUUUGACAAUGUUGGCGAGGUACUGAAGAUGUACAAGGAGAAGUUUAACUGGAUUUCCAUCGACAACAAGAAUAUGCAUGUCAUCAGUUCCGUCCACUUCGGUCAGAAGUAUGAGAACGCAUUCUGGGACCCGGAGCGUAUGCAGAUGGUGUUCGGAGACGGUGGAGAGUUCCUGAGUAACUUCACGGGAACCAUCGACGUCAUCGGCCACGAACUCACCCACGCUGUGACGGAGCACACCAGUCCCCUCGAUUACCAGGGGAUGAGCGGAGCUCUCAACGAGCAUGUUUCUGACGUUUUCGGAAUCAUCGUGAAGCAGAUCGUCGAGAAGGAGGAUGCCGAGAGUGCCGACUGGCUCAUUGGCGAAGGCUGCAUCAUGCCAGGUGUCAAGGGCGUUGCUCUCCGGAGCAUGAAGGAGCCUGGCACUGCCUACGACGAUCCGCGAUUCGGAAAGGAUCCUCAGCCAGCCCAUUUCAAAGACUACGUUCCGACCUUCGAGGACAACGGCGGUGUCCACAUCUACUCGGGCAUUCCGAACAAGGCUUUCUAUCUUGCGGCGAAGGGCUUUGGUGGUUUCUCGUACGAGAAGGCUGGUCCCAUCUGGUGGAAGACCAUGAACUCGGGCCGUGUUCCUCCCAAGUGCACGUUCAUCCAGUUUGCAGAUGUGACUACGGAGAUUGCGGAGGAACUGUAUGGAGAUGAGGCAGGCAAGAUUGUGAGAGAUGCCUGGAACGAGGUCGGUGUGACCAGAAAGGGCAAUUAG
Messenger RNA from Colletotrichum fioriniae, 1287 nucleotides. RefSeq lists its product as uncharacterized. NCBI's taxonomy places the organism in Eukaryota, Fungi, Ascomycota, Sordariomycetes, Glomerellales, Glomerellaceae. Gene Ontology annotation, biological process: proteolysis. Gene Ontology annotation, molecular function: metalloendopeptidase activity. The record is from RefSeq and is a predicted model, not a curated record.